UUGCUUAAUCCCUACGUUCUUUGUUCCUUGUCUGUUAUUCUAAGAUGGGUUGAACGACUGCUCUGGGUUUUUUCCUUUUGAGCUUUUACUAUCUGCCGGGGUCUAAUAUUAGCAUGUUUGAAUUAUGAUGGAAGGUGAUGAUGGAGAGGACUUUAUAAUCUCGCUUUACUUGAAUUAUUGAAUAAUAUUAUUGGAAUUUGGUGUCGCUUGUAGCGAUGUCAAGAGAAAAGCGAGAUUUGAGGCCUCUUUUACUUAAAUUUGCGGUUGCUGUUGCCAUCUCUUCCGCUGGAUUUAUUUAUUCUCGACGUAGAACCCGAAAGACCAAACCGUAUUUGCCUCUUCCGCCUCCAUCACGGCGUGUUUCAGAUUAUUGCAGUGAGUCUGAUGAUUGUGGCAACGACGAUGUUUCGGACUUAAGGACGGCACCGGCUUCUGAUCCUGAAGAAAUAUCCGCACAACGUGCUAGUGUUGAGAAUGCUUCUGUUGUUCUGCCCCCAGGCAGUAGACAGGGCGGAUAUGUGUUUCUCUUUCCGGAGUUCAAUGAUCUUGUCAAGGAAUUUGACACUUCAAGAACGUUUAGAACCGCUAAAAAGGAUGAUCAUGAGCAAGAGAUCAAGCACCUUAGAAAUAUGAUAAGAACGCUUCGGGAGAGGGAGAGGAAUCUCGAGGUCCAGCUGCUGGAAUAUUAUGGCCUUAAAGAACAAGAAGCAGUUGUUCUGGAGCUUGAAAACCAACUGAAGAUAAAUAACAUGGAGGCUAAGCUUUUCACUCUCAAGAUUGCAUCCUUACAGUCGGAAAAUCAAAGAUUAGAGAACCAAGUUGCCGAUCAUGCAAAAGUCGUAGCCGAGCUUGAGGCUGCUAAAUCGAGAAUUAAGGUGCUUAAGAAGAAACUUCGGCAUGAGGCUGAGCAGAACAGAGAGCAGAUUCGAAGCGUUCAAAAGAGGGUUGCCAGCUUAAAGGAGCAAGAACUCAAGGCUCCUGCAGAUAAUCUUCAUAUCGAAUCAAAGUUAGAAAGGCUAAAGGUUUUGGAAGGUGAGGCAGAAGAGUUGAGGAAAUCUAACACGAAAUUUCAGAUUGAAAAUUCAGAACUGGCUCGGAAGUUGGAGUCGACCCAAAUCCAUGCAAAUUCUGUUUUGGAGGAUCCUGAGUCAGAAGCAAUAAACAAAACACGAGAGCGUCUAAGGCAAGAAAAUGAAGAUUUGAAGAAGCAGAUUGAUCAGCUCCACGAAGACAGAUGUGCUGAUGCCGAAGAACUGGUAUAUCUCCGGUGGGUAAAUGCUUGCUUGCGGUACGAACUGAGGAAUUUUCCAUCCAUCCCUGGUAAAACAAUUGCUAGAGACCUAAGCAAAAGCCCAAAUCCGGAGUCGGAGAAGAAAGCCAAGAAGCUAAUACUUGAAUACGCACGAGCUGAAGGAAUGGGGGAUAGAGGGAUGGACAGCACGGAUUUUGAUUGUGAUCAUUGUUCUUGCUCGCAGGCCUUCUAUGGCACCGAAAACGGCGAAGCAGUCGAUUCUACAAUCGGGAACUCAUCUGCUAUGGAAAUCCCGACUUCAAGAAAAAACAAGUUCUUUAAGAAACUUAGGCGGUUAAUACUGGGAAAAGACGUUAGUACAUCAUCAAGAAAAAGCGAUAACAUGGAAGAUGCCGAUUCUCUGACUUGGAGUUCCGGUAGAGGGAAUGAUUUAGUAAACAGGCUACGGAGCAAUAAUGAUAGGUUUACAACUCCAUCUCAGACUUCACCUGCGACCACAUUGGAUGUUGAUAAAGUGAAGGACAUUGAUAAACUCCGAAGGAACAGCGACUGCGGUUCGUAUCGACAUAAAGGAUUCAGUUCUGGCUGGGAUGAGUCCCCUCUCAAACCUCAACUCAAUCAUGGUUCUUAUUCCCAUCGGAGAUCGGACGUUACGAAGUUUGCAGAGGCUUUAAAACUAUGAGAAACAGAGAGAAGACAAAUUCAUAAGAGAGCAGCAAGCAUCAUGUAAUUUUUAGUUUGACACAAUAGCUUCUUAUUGACUUUAAAUUCUACGAAUAAAACUUUUGUCCA
Molecule: messenger RNA, 2044 nt
Organism: Hibiscus syriacus
Lineage: Eukaryota; Viridiplantae; Streptophyta; Magnoliopsida; Malvales; Malvaceae
Product: protein CHUP1, chloroplastic-like
Exons: 5
Coding region: 216-1934 (572 amino acids)
Biological process (GO): chloroplast organization
Cellular component (GO): chloroplast outer membrane
Source: RefSeq, a predicted model, not a curated record